Molecule: messenger RNA, 800 nt
Organism: Leptinotarsa decemlineata (Colorado potato beetle)
Lineage: Eukaryota; Metazoa; Arthropoda; Insecta; Coleoptera; Chrysomelidae
Gene: ND-ACP
Product: NADH dehydrogenase (ubiquinone) acyl carrier protein
Biological process (GO): fatty acid biosynthetic process
Cellular component (GO): respiratory chain complex I; mitochondrion
Molecular function (GO): acyl binding; acyl carrier activity
Source: RefSeq, a predicted model, not a curated record
UGUCUACUGUCAAAAUAUCAAACGUCAAAAUUUCAUUCUCAAAAAUUGUAGGUUGUACUUGCAUUGAAUCCAUUUCUAUCAUCUUAACGUUUUUUUGUUUCACAACUGAGCUAUUUUCUAAAAAAGUAGAAAUGGCUGGAAUUGUGAAAAAUGUUCGCGUUCUUGCAAGGAGUUCCGCGUAUCUUAGCUUACUGUCGACAAGGACACUCGUAACAAAUAUAAUUAAAGUCAAACAACCACAAUUAUCUAUUUUACAAAACUCCAAGAUUUCAGUUUUUUCACAGAGACUCGUUUUGCCACAUGAGCGAAGUUACAGUUCUAAGCCACCAAUGACAUUAAAGCUCAUAACAGAGCGGGUUCUAUUAGUUUUAAAACUUUAUGAUAAAAUUACUCCCGAAAAGCUGACAUUGGAAUCACAUUUCAUUAACGAUCUUGGUUUAGACUCCUUGGAUCAUGUUGAAGUUAUAAUGGCAAUAGAGGAUGAAUUCGGUUUUGAAAUUCCUGAUGCCGAUGCUGAAAAAUUACUGAGACCUGCUGAUAUUGUACGAUAUGUUGGAGAUAAAGAAGAUAUUUAUGACUAGAGUAUUCAUUUUCUUCAACAAAUUAAUUCUACUUAGAUUAUGUGUAAGUUGUAAGUGUAAUUGAAUAAAUCUCCUAAAUUGUUAUUGAAUCAUUGAAUUAUGAAUAUGCCAAGAAAAUAGUGAGGAAUGGUAUUGUUUCAUUCAAUAAUUUUCAGUUUUACCCUUUGAUAUACAAGUUAUCAAUACCUAAGACAAAAUAAAUUGAGAAGAAGUUGAAAA